Messenger RNA from Nematostella vectensis (starlet sea anemone), 1552 nucleotides. RefSeq names its product dehydrogenase/reductase SDR family member 7. Gene Ontology annotation, molecular function: oxidoreductase activity. NCBI's taxonomy places the organism in Eukaryota, Metazoa, Cnidaria, Anthozoa, Actiniaria, Edwardsiidae. The transcript has 7 exons. The record is from RefSeq and is a predicted model, not a curated record. Bases 48 to 1052 code for a protein of 334 amino acids.
AGUUAGAUAAGUCACAUGUCUUACCACAGUCAGAACUAAAAACCAACAUGGAGUCGUUUGGAUAUGCAGGGUUUUUUGUAGCGUUGGCGGUGGUACUAUUAGCUGUUUUAUUCAUCCUAAGCAAUCACCAAGACGCUGACUUAACAUUGCAUGUACACGAGCAUAUAAUAGGACAUAAUCCCACUUCUGCUAUGCAAGGCAAAGUUGCUUGGAUCACUGGAGCUUCAAGCGGGAUCGGGGAGUUUCUUGCGUAUCAACUUGCUGGAAACGGCUGUAAAUUAGUGCUGUCUGCUAGAAGGAAACAAGAGUUGGACAGAGUUAAGAGGAAGUGUCUUGAAAUUGCAAAGAAGGCUAACCCAGAAUUUAAUGAGAGUGAUAUCAUGGUGCUACCAAUGGACCUGGUAAAUUUCUCGACCCAUGUUGGUCUUGCAGACCAAGUGAUCAGCCACUUUGAAAAGAUUGAUAUUCUUGUAAAUAAUGGUGGGGUUUCUCAGCGAGGAUUUGUCAGGAACACCCCAUUAGAUGUAGACAAGUAUCUAUUGGAUAUUAAUCUAUUUGGUACCAUAUCGCUCACCAAAGCUGUACUUCCGCACAUGGAAAAGAAGAAGCAAGGCCAAAUUGUGGUGCUUAGCAGUGUCAUGGGGAAAUGGGGUUUCCCAUAUGAAGCCACAUACAGCGCCAGCAAGUUUGCCCUUCAUGGGUACUUUGACGCUCUACGGUUGGAAGUUGAAGAGAGUAACAUCAAUAUUUUGAUGGUUUGCCCUGGUCCUGUGAAGUCUGAAGUGGCUAAAAAUGCAGUUACAGAAAAGCUGAAUCAGUUCUUUGGACAGACAGAGAACUACACUGAUAACCAGGCUUCUCGCAUGCCCACAGAGAGGUGUGCUUAUCUUACAGUCGUUGCUAUGGCAAACAAUCUCCAAGAAGUUUGGAUAUCCACCCAUCCAGUACUUGCGAUUACAUACAUGAGCCAGUACACACCAUGGUUCUUCCACCAGUUUGCAAGGAGAAAUUUAAUGAAAAUGAUGCGCAAGAGUUACCUAGAGAAACACUAAAUUGCAGAAUGACUUACCAGCUCUGGAGCUUUAUUUGAAGUGAAAGCUUGGUAUAAACAAAGAUUCGAAUCACCAAGCAGAGACAGACCCAGGGUUUCAUGAAGGUGGGGUAUGGGUGGAGAGGGGAAGGGGUGCACAGACCCCCCUAAGGAGGGGCCACCAACGUAUAAAACAUGACGGGAGCCUGACAGGAGGUAUAUUUCUGACAUCUUGCUUCCAUACAUUUUUUCUAAAAUUUUGGUCUUGAGGUGGCGGAACCCCUGAAGCAGCUGUGUAGCCAGGAUUUUUAACAGGGGGGCCAAAAGGGCCUUUCAAGGUGACCUUGUUCAUGUAGAGUUCAUGAGGUGGAGGGCUGCUAAGUUCACAUUAAAAGUCUGAAUUUGAAGAAAAAAGAAUAGUUUGUGUGAAGAAGCCUCGACGAAGAGUUUACCUGUGCUUUAUUAUUUGUUUGUUGGGGUAAAUGUAUUUGGAAUAGAGAAUAAAGAUAAAUUGUGUGCGUC